Molecule: messenger RNA, 1791 nt
Organism: Naumovozyma castellii
Lineage: Eukaryota; Fungi; Ascomycota; Saccharomycetes; Saccharomycetales; Saccharomycetaceae
Gene: SET4
Product: Set4p
Exons: 1
Coding region: 1-1791 (596 amino acids)
Source: RefSeq, a predicted model, not a curated record
AUGAUCGCUCCCUUAUCCACUAAUCAAAGAGAGCCUCAUUAUAAACAUAUACCGGACAGAAAUAACAGUCACAACAUAAGGAAGUCUUCAGCUAGCUCAUUAACAUCGUUAACAAAGGAACAACAGGACCAAAUUCAACGACGAUCACUAUCCAGCAUCUCUUCAUCGACUGUAAGAAGUUCAUCAGAUUCAGAAAUGCUUUAUUCCCCUAUUGCGGACUCUACUCAUACGCCCUAUAAUACAAAUUUACCCUUUGCCGCUGCUCCAUCUGCUAAUUCACUCAUCACUGGCUGUCACUCUACCUCACCGCAACUCUCCUAUACGAUGAAUAUGACGAAUUGUUACAGUAAUAACAAUAACUAUACAAAUAACGCUGCUACGUUAGAUUUUAGCAAUCUGAUAACUCCAGGUCCAGCAUCAGUGACACUACUAGAGAAAAACGAGACCGGUACAUCAACAUCAUCAUCAGCUCACUUACAUACCAAGAUAUCGAAACCUCAACGAACGUCAAACAUUUCCAAACAAGGUACAGCCAUCACUCCAAGCACAACACCCACCAACACAGCCAUACCCACUUUCAAAUCCAAAAGAAAGGGUAUAGUGGCAGCAGCAGCACUAGCAGCAGCCGCUAUCGUACCACUCCCAUUGAAAUAUAGAGAACAAUUAGAAUCCGCUCCGAUACCCACCCCUAUUCAGGAAUUUGAACAACAGGAGUUGGCCAAAGUACCCAAAUCUUACAUCGUGGCUAAGGAUUCUAGGACACUCUCUUGUGUAUGCGGUGUCCAGAAUAGGGUUCUUGAGUACGAUGACGAUGCACCUGUGAUACAGUGCAGUCAUUGUAAUAGAUGGCAACAUAGGGCCUGCUAUGGAACAUCUGCUCUGUGGGACUUCAAUUGUAAUAUUUGCAAACCACGAAUUAUUAAUUCAACCUUGGAACAACGGAAACAGCUGGAAGCUGGAGCCGGUGGUGAAAUUGAGGAAUCACAGGAGAAGGAUCUGGAGGAGGAGCCGUUACCAAAUUUUCAUCUGUUGACGGAUUAUGAAUAUAAGGAUAAAUACGUGUCGCAAUUCAUAGAUAAGCAUAGUGAUGAUGAUUGGGUGCUUCCGUACAAUGGGUCCACUGAGGCCCCCAAAGUGGCGGUUCAUGUUACUGGAAAUUCUGUUCAUGUCAAACAAGUUUGCUUGAAAGGUGAUUUGAUUGACGAAUUUUUGGGUGUAGUGGAUUUUCAGAAAAAUUAUAUUAUGGAUCCAAUAAAUCAAUAUAGAUUAUGGGGGACCACGAAACGGGAUGUCAUUUUCCAUUCUCAAUGGCCCUUGCUCAUAGAUGCUAGGGAGAAAAGUGGACGCUUUAGAUCGUUAAGAAGAUCUUGCAACCCUAAUGUGGAACUAGUCACUGUGAAACUGGGUCAAGAUCAAGAUAAACAUUGGGGUGAUAGCACAGUGAAAUUCAUGAUUAGAGCCAAGAGGACCAUACAGGCGGGUGAAGAACUACACAUUAAUUGGCAAUGGGAUUUAAGACAUCCAAUUUGGCAAAUUAUUAUGGGGAGUGCAGGUUUUGAGUCAUUAACUGAUAUGGAUAAAUAUUGGUUGAUAUAUUCCGUGGAAACUGUCUUGGAGAAUUACAAAUGCGCAUGUGGUGAUGAUAAUAAGGAUUGCCAUUUAUUAAAAGUUAGAGAAUUUUCCAAAAAAUUACAAAAGGAUUUCAAAUCAAAGAGUAAUAACAGAUCUAAAUUGAAUGAAAUCUUGAAUAGAAAUAAGAAAAAACCCAUCACGGAGAAACAAUCGCCAUAA